AUGAAGAAAGCGUAUGAAUUGUCGGUUUUAUGCGACUGUGAGAUCGCAUUAAUUAUCUUUAAUUCAACGAAUAAAUUAUUUCAAUAUGCAUCAACUGAUAUGGAUAAAGUUUUAUUAAAAUAUACAGAAUAUAAUGAGCCACAUGAAAGUCGGACUAAUUCGGAUAUUAUGGAUGCACUACAGCGUAAAGAAAAUAAAUCAAAUAGUGGUAUAAAUGAUUCGGAUGAUGAUUCGCCACCACCGCCACCAAGUCAAGCGACACGACCUAGUAUUAUUGCCAAUGGUACUAUUUCUAGUAAUAGUAACUCGGUUGCAGCUGUUAGCACCGCAACAACAGCGAAUAGUGAUGAUUUUAAUGGCAUCACCCAGCAAAUAUUCAAUCAUCCGAAUGCUUUCGUACCACAUCACCAUCAUCAUCAGCAGCAACAACAUAUAAAUGCGUAUAAUGCAUCAACAAGAAAUUCUUCAUUAGUUUCAGCUGUAGCUUCAGCUCGAUCUCAAUCUAUAAACGAUAAUUCGAAAGCAUCACAGCUAGAUUUUGCAUCUACAAGUGCUUUUGCUGAUUUCAGUAAUUGUUCAACAGCAAAUUCUGCGACAAAUAUUAAUGACGAACAGCAACAACAAGGGAUAGUACAACGAAUAUCUGCUACUCAUGAGACACUUGUAAAUAAACGACUUGAGCGACAAACUGCAGUAGCAGCAGCUGCAGUUGUCGCAGCUACAGCAGUCGCCGCGCAACAACAACAACAGCAGUUACAAUCAUUAUUGAAUGAUUCACAUAAUAAUGUAUCACAAAAUUCAUCAGUGAAUACAGCUGGAUCAUGGAUUGAUUCGUUACAUCAUCAUCAUCAUCAUCACCAUCAUCAUCAUCAGCAACAGCAACAACAACAACAACAGCAACAACAACAACAACAGCAUAAGUCAUUUGUGAAGAUUGAGCCGAAUUCUCCAGCUGAAAAACGACCUCGAACUGAUGAUUGGCGAGCGCAACAAUCUAUUACUUAA
Dracunculus medinensis (Guinea worm) is the source of this 1005-nucleotide messenger RNA. The record is from the annotation of a GenBank genome assembly. NCBI's taxonomy places the organism in Eukaryota, Metazoa, Nematoda, Chromadorea, Rhabditida, Dracunculidae.